GCUGGACCCAGUGUGGUGAUCUGAAAGCACCCAUAGGAAUGGCUGCAAAAGCCCACACCUGGAAAUCACUCCCUCCCUGCCCCUCCACGGCAGGUUUCACAUGGGAGCUACCCAGGCCAUUGGAGGAAUGAGCCGAGAGUCAGCACUUCUGUAGCUCACCAGCACUUGGUGGGAGGCAGCAGGCAAGGAUGGACGUGGUUGACAGCCUUCUUGUGAAUGGAAGCGACGUCGCCCCUCCCUGUGAACUCGGGCUCGAAAAUGAGACACUUUUCUGCUUGGAUCGGCCCCUUCCCUCCAACGAGUGGCAGCCAGCAGUGCAGAUCCUCUUGUAUUCCUUGAUAUUCCUGCUCAGUGUGCUGGGAAACACGCUGGUAAUCACAGUGCUGAUUCGGAACAAGAGGAUGAGGACAGUCACCAACAUCUUCCUGCUCUCCCUCGCUGUCAGCGACCUCAUGCUUUGCCUCUUCUGCAUGCCAUUCAACCUCAUCCCCAACCUACUCAAGGACUUCAUAUUUGGCAGUGCUGUUUGCAAGACCACCACCUACUUCAUGGGCACCUCUGUGAGUGUAUCCACCUUUAAUCUGGUCGCCAUAUCUCUGGAGAGAUACGGUGCGAUUUGCAAACCCUUGCAGUCCCGGGUCUGGCAGACAAAGUCCCAUGCGUUGAAGGUGAUUGCUGCUACCUGGUGUCUCUCCUUUACCAUCAUGACUCCGUACCCAAUUUAUAGCAACUUGGUGCCUUUUACCAAAAAUAACAACCAGACAGCGAAUAUGUGCCGCUUUCUGCUACCAAAUGAUGUUAUGCAGCAGUCCUGGCACACGUUCCUGUUACUCAUCCUUUUUCUUAUUCCUGGAAUUGUGAUGAUGGUGGCAUAUGGAUUAAUCUCUUUGGAACUCUACCAAGGAAUAAAAUUUGAUGCUAGCCAGAAGAAAUUUGCUAAAGAAAGGAAGCUCAGCACCGGCAGCAGUGGCAGAUACGAAGACAGUGAUGGGUGUUACCUGCAGAAGUCCAAGCACCCCAGGAAGCUGGAGCUGCAGCAGCUGUCCACCCGCAGCAGCAGCAGCAGUAGCAGGGUCAGCCGCAUCAGGAGCAGCAGCUCCGCAGCCAACCUGAUGGCCAAGAAGCGGGUGAUCCGCAUGCUCAUCGUCAUCGUGGUCCUCUUUUUCCUGUGCUGGAUGCCCAUCUUCAGCGCCAACGCCUGGCGGGCCUACGACACCGCUUCGGCCGAGCGCCGCCUCUCUGGGGCCCCCAUUUCCUUCAUCCUCCUGCUCUCCUACACCUCUUCCUGUGUCAACCCCAUCAUCUACUGUUUCAUGAACAAAAGGUUCCGCCUCGGCUUCAUGGCCACCUUCCCCUGCUGCCCCAACCCUGGCCCUGCAGGAGUGACCGGGGAGGUGGGCGAGGAGGAGGAAGGUAGGAGCACAGGGGCCUCUAUGUUAGGUACUCACAUAGUCACAUGAGUGCUUCUGCCCAACCCCCAUGAGCUGUCCUGGGGCCCUCCACUGCAGACGGAAGGGGUGGGAGCUGGGGGGAGGAAGAAGAGGAGGAGGAAUAGAAGAAAACAGCAGGAGGGGGAGAAGGAAGGCUCCAUUUCCAGUUGGAACGAUUUCUUGUGCUUUUCAUCCAUAAUCUGGGUUCCAGAGGGGGAGCCCCUCUGGGGUAGGUUAGUUUAUAGGCUGUUUCAAAGCAGGAACUUUUCAAUAGCAUUAACCAUCAAAAGAACCUGAGCAGGCCAGUAACAAGAGCCCAGCGGGGCUCAUGCUGCAAAUGUAAUUGCCAAGCUCAUAUUCAAAAUGGAGAUGUAGACCCUACUGAGCUUUAGAGGAUUCUGGAACAUCCAAGGUGGGCACUCACUCCCCAUAGUGACGCAUCUCUACGCUCUGCUUCUUCUCCUGGUGUAGGAUUGUGGAGGCUCUCUGCCUCUGGGGAGCCCACCAUGCUUUCAAGUAUAUACUGUA
Trichechus manatus latirostris (Florida manatee) is the source of this 1958-nucleotide messenger RNA. It is a transcript of the gene CCKAR, whose product is annotated as cholecystokinin A receptor. The transcript is spliced from 5 exons. NCBI's taxonomy places the organism in Eukaryota, Metazoa, Chordata, Mammalia, Sirenia, Trichechidae. Gene Ontology annotation, cellular component: plasma membrane. Gene Ontology annotation, molecular function: cholecystokinin receptor activity; neuropeptide receptor activity. Gene Ontology annotation, biological process: neuropeptide signaling pathway. The record is from RefSeq and is a predicted model, not a curated record. Bases 189 to 1460 code for a protein of 423 amino acids.